UUUUCAGAGUGAGAGAAGGUCAACAAAUAAAAUGGCAAGAACACGCAACAACAGAAAAAAUCAGAUUUGAUACACGUGAGUAAACAAAGUGGAAGAUGAAUCCACACAACGUCAAAAAAUGUGUCCAGGCUUUUUUGUGCUCCUUUCGCAUGUUCGUGGGGCUGCGCAAAUAGAAGCUCUAUAAAAAUGGCUGGAAGGCAAGUUGGAGAAGGCAUACGACGACCACCAUGACUCGAACACUUUCGACUUUUCUUCUUUUCUCCGUUCUUGUUUUCAAAGCAUAUUCUGAUUGCUACUUCGCAUUUCUUCAAGCAUCAGGAGCGUGCUCUUCCGAUUCCGACUGUGGAGGAGCGCCAUGUGUGAUGGAUGUGAAGGCGGGAAGCCAUGUCUGCUGCAAGCCAAAACCAGGAACAACUGCUCCUCAGUGCCCUGGUGGUAUGACGUAUUCCGGUAUCCCUGUUCUUUGUGACCCAGCAGAUGGAGAUGACGGUUGCCCAGCUGGAUCAACUUGCAGCACCAGUACAACUGAUUUUACCAAGGACUCUGCUUCCCCCAAUUCACUUUGUUGCAAAUCCUAAUCAAAUUGCAACAAGUCCGCAAGGUCACAUGUGAUUCAUCUUCUCUUCUGCACUAAACCUCACACAUGUACAUAACCAACUAUUUGAGAUUAUUUUUAAGGGAACGUAUAAUAAAUUAAAAUUUAUCG
Caenorhabditis elegans is the source of this 706-nucleotide messenger RNA. It is a transcript of the gene F56B6.6, whose product is annotated as CC domain-containing protein. Bases 228 to 578 code for a protein of 116 amino acids. NCBI's taxonomy places the organism in Eukaryota, Metazoa, Nematoda, Chromadorea, Rhabditida, Rhabditidae. The transcript is spliced from 4 exons. The record is from RefSeq and is marked reviewed.